Molecule: messenger RNA, 1078 nt
Organism: Bufo bufo (common toad)
Lineage: Eukaryota; Metazoa; Chordata; Amphibia; Anura; Bufonidae
Product: ubiA prenyltransferase domain-containing protein 1-like
Exons: 1
Coding region: 35-1078 (347 amino acids)
Biological process (GO): vitamin K biosynthetic process; menaquinone biosynthetic process
Cellular component (GO): endoplasmic reticulum; Golgi membrane
Molecular function (GO): prenyltransferase activity
Source: RefSeq, a predicted model, not a curated record
UAGAGUCCCACAUUCCUCUCAUUAAACCGGGACCAUGAAGUCUGAUAAUGGUGUCAAUAACGUUAGCAUCAGCACUGAGGUCUUCAAUGAAGUUGGCUUCGGCGACCAGCAAGAAGAUCCUCCCACCUUCACGAAUGGCAUCAACCAACCUCUUACUGAACAAGCUGUGCCAAAAUUAGUUGGCUGGAAGCAGAAAUGUGCCAGCUAUGUCCUGGCCUUGCGUCCCUGGAGCUUCAGCGCCUCCCUAACCCCUGUGGCAUUAGGCAGUGCCCUCGCUUACCGCUCAGACGGCUCUCUGGACCUUGUGGUGUUCCUGAUAUGCGCUGUGGCCGUCCUAGCCGUGCACGGGGCCGGGAACUUAGUGAACACUUACUACGACUUCUCUAAAGGCAUCGACCACAAGAAAAGUAACGACAGGACUCUGGUUGACCAGAUCUUGAAGCCGCAGGACGUGGUCCGUUUCGGGGUUCUCCUCUACACUCUGGGAUGUGUAUGCGCUGGCUGCUUGUAUUUCCUGUCUAAGCUGAGGCUGGAACACAUGGCGCUUAUAUAUUUCGGAGGGUUGUCCAGUUCAUUCCUCUAUACUGGAGGAAUUGGAUUUAAGUACGUGGCUCUGGGAGACUUGGUGAUCCUCAUAACAUUCGGGCCCCUGGCAGUCAUGUUUGCUCACGCAGUGCAGGUCGGUUACCUGUCCAUCACUCCUUUGCUGUAUGCGGUGCCGCUGGCUCUGAUCACAGAAGCUAUCUUACACAGCAACAACACCCGGGACAUGGACUCAGACCGUCAGGCUGGCAUAGUGACCCUGGCCAUUCUCAUCGGCCCCAUGCUGUCUUACAUGCUCUACAACCUGCUCGUCUUCCUCCCGUAUGUCAUCUUCUGCAUUCUGGCCACCCGCUACACCAUCAGUAUGGCCUUGCCCCUCCUCACCAUCCCCUUGGCAUUUUCUCUGGAGAGACAGUUUAGAAGCCAGAACUUCACCAGGCUCCCGCAAAGAACGGCCAAACUCAACCUAUUUGUUGGGCUCUUUUAUGUGUUUGGCAUCAUCUUGGCACCAUCCUGGACCCUCCCUAAACUCUAG